CAUAACAUUGUAAUGUAGGACAUGGAUUCUACAACAUCAGGAAUCAUCACUAACCCAGUGUGUACGACCAAUAUUGUGGCAACAGCAAUGUCAUCUGCUAAUCUGUCUCCAACAGCUGGCUCUCCUGUAAGACUUCCAUUAAUGAGCACAUCUCCUGUAGGAUCUCAUUCUCCUCAUCAAUUUGAGCAGAAAGAUCUAGAACACAGAUUCUCACCAGUGUCUCCAAACCGUUCCCUACAAUCCACCGAAUCAAUGGAUAUUGAACGCAAACCACCGACCCCUCACAAUGCAGAUGACAACAGGACUCAUUCUCCCAAACCACAGGAAUCUCAUCCUAUGAUGAUCGAUGGAGAAAAUGAGAAAAUUGUGAUUAUUGGAGAUCCAGGUGGGCAAAUCAAUAAAGACGCUCAGAGUCCCAUGAUGGCUGGAUCGCCAAUAUCACAGAAAUCACAAGAUGGCAGCAAUGAGAUGAGGUCUAUUGUCCUAAUCAACGAGAGCUCGGGCAGUGUCAGUACAGUUCCAGUAAGCAAGGAUGGACACCUGAUGCCGCCAUCACCCGCACACACACCCCAACCACCCAUAUCUCAACAAAUGUCAACAGACAAUGACCACGGAGUCAGAGCUCUCAUGGUUUACAAUGAAAGAGGCGAACCAGUAGCAGACCCGAUAAUACAAUAUGUUCCUAACCAGAAUAGAGAGGACAGUUUGCUGAUGAAGGAAGACAGUUAUCCCAUAACUUGUGGCAACAGCAAAGGAGAAUUACAUUGGAAGAAAUUUAUUUGUCCUGGCAUCAAUGCUAAGUGUGUCCUGUGUCACAAUGUAUGGAUGACGCCGAAAGAGUUUGUUCAGGAAGCCGGAAAGUCUACAUUGAAGGAUUGGAAACGAGCAAUAAGAAUUAAUGGAACCAUGUUAAGAAAAAUGAUUGAGAGCGGUGACGUUGACUACUAUCAACACGAGACAAAUUGUUCGAACCAAUGUCGAAGCAAUAAAGGAGCGAGUUUGGAGGCCACUUCGAGUAGAGAGAGUUUCAAUCAUUCUUUUGAUCUGGCCGACACAAAAGAUUUUUAUUCACAGCAUUCAAUGAACGAAGGGCCAUCCUUGGAACGAUCAAACUCUGAAGAUAAUACGAUGUUAUUGAACGCGAAACGAGCUAUGUUAUCUGUGCAGAGAUUGUCACAGGAAAGCCAGAAAAGUUUUGGUGGAAUGAGUUCGUUAGAGCGGUCAAGUUCAGAAGACUCAGGAUUGGCUCCUUCACCUCAGCUAGAUGGGAUGGUCAUGAGAGAAUCCAUUGCCACAGCUGACAAGAUACAAGAUCUCCAAGCGUUCUGGUCUGGAAUUAUCAGAACUGACUUAUUUGAUGAAGUUGUUCAGGAUGUUGUUUCACAGGUUUCAUCGAUACAACACCGAGCAAAAACCUCUCCGAUAGUGUCAGCGGAAGACGCUGUGAUGAUGACAAAUCUUGCGAACGCUCUGGAGUUGAUUCCUACAAUCGCUCAGAAGAUGGCAACACAUAAAAUGACAGUGGAAAGACAGGCUGAACAGUCAAAUCUCGCUAUCCAAGAACUGGAGCGAAAACUGGCGGAACACAAACGCUAUGAAAUAGAUUUGAAGCGAAAAUCACAGCAUCUUGAGAGCGUGAUUAAUCUAACGCCGAAUGAGAAACGGAAAAAGAAAAAUAUGGUUCGACUCUACCGCCAGAAAGCUGUGGAACAUCAACCAGGUCCAAGCGGUCAAGCUGGCACUUCAAGGUUGUCGGCCCCUGAUAUUGUUGGAGUCGUACCCACUAACCCUCUGCUGCGCUACCCAUCCGAGAUGUGGGUCCCUCACUCAAGUUCUGCUGUCGCACAUGCACUACAGGUGAUUAGAAGCAGGUGGCAUCCAAUCAGAUCGCACAGAUGAAUGUAUCGGGUCGUAUGAUCAGCAUGCCCAUCCCCCCACACCUCCUGUCAACACACGACCCAUCCAGUUUCCAAGUAAACCAGGACUCCAGUAAGAAAUGAUGUCAUAAUGGUACCAUGACAUCACUACUAUGAAGUCAUAUCUAUGUCAAGCUGCCGUCCAAGAGUCUGUGAACUCUGAUUAUGAUGUCAGACUAUAAAGACAUCACAAAGCUGAUGUGAUGUCACAAUAAAAACCUGACGCUUCAUGUUUGGUAAAGUCUUUUGUCACGUUUGCGCUUUACUUGUUUCAUCUUUUGUGACGUUAUAAUUAAGCUGAAUUUAUUUAUGAUGUCACAUUUCUUUUUAUUGUGAUUUCAUAAUGAUUUAUACAUAUAAUAUAUAUAUAACUGUUUGAGAUUAUGAGGGGGAUGCCAUGAAGCAACAGAGUUAUUUCCAAUCUGCCUAAAUAUUGAUUUCUUACUAAAGCCAGAAAUUCAUGUUAAUUACUUUGCAUAAAAUAGGCUUUUGGUAACUUUGCUCAAGAGAUGAGUUUCAUUCAAUUCUGAGCGAGUUUUCGCAACCUUUUUUUUGAGACGAGUCUCCUUUGCUUCUGAGCAAGUGCCCGUAACUUUGCUCAAGUCUUCUUUAUUUAUGAGUGAGUUUAUAUGGUUCUGAGAAUUUCAGUGUUUCCCAAAACCUUACUCUGAUUUUUUUUCUAUUUCUGCGUAAAUGCGAGUGACCUAAAAAUAAUCAGUAAAUUUAGUAGCAAUUUAUUAUUUGAAAAAGUUCCGUCUUGCUUUUUUUUUAAAUAUAUUUUGAUUUCUUGUAUUAGUCUCGAAUUUAAAAGUUUGAAUAUUCAAUGAAUAUUAAGUUUUAUGAUGUAAUAAUUGUCCUGUCGACAUCCUUCUUUAUGAUAUAACAAUCUAUAGGUUUCUCUCAACUAUUAUUGCUCUAAUUUUGAAUAUCGACUCUAUACCUUGCUUCCAAAAAACCUUUAUAAAAAUCGACAUUUGUGAGGGCUCACCCUAAUUUUCUUUCUAUUCUAAAAUAGGAGCUCACAGGGCAGGAAGUUGCCGAAACUUUAGAUGAGAUAUAUAAAUGUACUACGGUGUUGUGUAUGGAACUGCAAGUCCUUGUAUAUUUCCUACUUCAGAUCCGUAUGUAGCCAUUGCCACAAGAAAAUGGGUGCUCCUGAAGUAUGUGCUCCAAGAUGUCGCAUAACCUGGUACACAACCUGAGUUCAGGUUGUGCGCCAUCUUGGUUUUCUUACUUUCAUUUAAGGAAUCUUGAUCUUGCUUUGACGGAAAUUGCUUUUCAAAAACUCUAAAAUAUUGGAAAUUUACCCGAACAGUCUAUUGCAAGGCUGUCCUAGAAUAUAUAUUUCUUUUGUUUGUACUCAUUGCCUUGGAGUUGUUUUAAAAGACUUUUUUUUUUAAUCCAUAAGGGCACAAAUGGAAAAAAUUUCUUUGGGACAACAUAUCUUUUUGACUUUUAAACAUCUCUAACUUCAACUGAAAUACUUUGAAAAACCAGAUCAAAAAGUAUUUUUAUAUAAUUUUUUAAUUUGGAUUAUUUCGAAAUUUCAACAUUUGUCCAUUGUCUUGAAACGCAAACGCCCUGUUUGAAAUGCUCGAAAAAUUUAUUGUUGGUUUUUAAGUAUUUGAGGAUGAAGUCACUAUGGAUAAUGUUUACAGCAAAUUUUCUAAAGUAUUUGAGCAUUUAUUGCAUUCAUGAACAGACUUGAGCAUGGCACACACAUCGUUUGCCAUCACUUGUGCAUUUGGUCACUGGGAUUUCAAUUAGCUGCAAUGCUUUUGCAACUAGAUUUCGGCAAUGGAUCAUGGUCCCCUAUUUUACCAGUUGAGAAUGUACCGCAAGCAGUCGCUAUCUGGAUACAAAAACAAUUCAUCUUUCUGCAGUAAAUGUACAGUUGAUUUAACUCUUGUUUUUAUAUUUUUAUUGAAUUUCUUGAAAUUUUUAUUUUUUAUGUUUUCGACACAGUUUUCUGUAACUUUAUUCAAACCAAUGUAUUUUGAAAGACAUUGUUUUCCCCACAAGGUGGGGAUAUAAUUUUUAUUUGGGCUUGUUGAGGUGGGGACCCCAGUCAAGCAUACACACAGGAAGCGGUUUUUCCGUUUUGAUACAAAAUGUAUUACACCCUGAGUGAAUUGAACACAGGUUUGCAACCCAAACUCUAUUCAAAUUGGCGCCAUUUUUUAUUCACUGGCUCAUAAUUUGCCAACAAAGACUAAAUAUAGUUUCAGUAACUCUCGGCAUUUAGGCUGUUGCCAGUUACUUUUUCCACAUAGAUGAGUCUUCUUUAUUUCUGAGUGAGUGCGGCAACACAAUUCUAUAUAUAGUUUCAGUUGCUAUUAUCAUUUCAGUGAUGGUCGAUUUUUACCUUGAUGAGUUUUAUUCAUUUCUUAGUGAGCGCAUGUAAAGUUAUCAGAAAAAAACGCCCUGACCUGUUACACCAACAUAGUCCAACCUUCCAUGUUCGGCCAAUGCUAGAUUGUUUCAAACUUGGGAUACGUUUGAACUUUUGACCCCAAAACAUCCUUGGACCUCACAAAUAAACCCCUGCGCAAUUUUUACUCUUUGCUUGUUGUGACGUCAUCAUCGGUGACGUCAUAUUUCUUGUGAAUAAUGUUCCACUUGAUGUUGUUGCAAGUAAUUGUCAAUACAUGAAAUUUUUAAUACUUUGUUUUA
This is a messenger RNA of Styela clava, 4589 nucleotides long. RefSeq names its product glucocorticoid modulatory element-binding protein 1-like. NCBI's taxonomy places the organism in Eukaryota, Metazoa, Chordata, Ascidiacea, Stolidobranchia, Styelidae. Gene Ontology annotation, molecular function: DNA binding. The record is from RefSeq and is a predicted model, not a curated record.